GUUUGACUGAUGCCUAGCUUGAAUCCAACAGUGUGGAGGGGAAGGGUCUUCAUCAUUCGGCCCUCUGCCCUCCAACCUCCCUUCCAGAAGCCCCUCCCCUCACAGCUGCCCGCAAUUUCCACGCCUUUUUCCACAAUCUCAACGCCUUUCCUUGCCAAAGGUACUCACUCUCUCUGUGCUUGGCUGUGUCACCUGACGCAAAGACUUUCUCUGUUUCUCGUUUCGUAGCCCUCUCCUCUCUCUCUCCCUCUUUACUUACUUCCUUAAUUUGGCGGACGGGCAAUGCUUGUUCGUACGUCAACGUUACACAAGAGCUGAGUGUGGAGUGCGUAUCUAUAUACAUAUACACACACACAUUUGUGUGUGUGUGUGUGUGUACAUGCGUCAAGGCUCUCGAUUACCUGCUUGUUUAGGAGAUGCAUGGCCGAUAUAGAUCGUUAGCAAUGGAGUACAGGCCAAUAGUUCUGCUAGGGAAUGUGUAGGUCAUCUGCUUGAAGUUCUCGUGCGUUACUCAAGUCAAACGAGUGGUGGGUUUGAGCAAUUCGGCUUAAAUUGCGUUUUUGAUUUGAGCCAUCGUCACGUUCAAGAGUUCUUUCGUAUUGGGGUUAGGCCUGGAAGAGGCUGUGUGAAAAUCCUAAGGGAUUGGCGCAGGUGAUUAUCACAAUGGCGAUGCAGGGUAGAGCGAAAAUUGAAGUUGGUGGCAGGGUUUUUGUGACCACGAUGCAAACUGUGGAGAAGGCAGGAAAAGAUUCUCACCUGUACAAGACAGUCAGUCAAAGCGGGCAAGGUUGGUUUGAUCGGGACCCCGACAUGUUCAACAUAUUGCUCAACAUGCUAAGAACUGGAGUUGUUUAUCCGAAACCUGAGAGCUUAGGUUUCUUAGACAGAUUGAUUGAAGAGGCCACGUUCUAUGGAAUUGAAGAGUGUCUUCGGAAUGCGCAUGGUCGUGCUCCGUUGAAUGGAAUUGAUGCUGAGAAGGCGAAGCCGAUUAUUCCCAGUGGCAUCGACAUUCCUGGAGCACUGGCAGCAGGACCAGAUGGCUCCGUCUGGAUUGGCCACGGAAGUAAAAUUACUGUCUACGACUGGGCGCUUCGCAAAAAGAAGACCACACUUACGGAGUUCGGUUCUAUAGAUAUUAUGCACCGCAUUUCGGAUGAUUUGGUUGCAGGUGGUGAGAAAGAUUUACCAGGCCUUCAUUUAUAUGAUGUGACGCAGGGCAUUCACGCGAAGACCGUGAUGUGGACGGAUGCCAACGAUCCUAGGGUUUACAACGCCGUCGUGCAAGCGAUUGCAUCAAAUGCUUCGUCAGUGUUUGCUAGUUUCGAAAAUGGGCAAAAACUUGACAACACUCUGCUUGUCGUGGACAAGGCAACUUCGCAGGUUAGCCGAGAAUUUGGAAGGCAGAAUGGCCAGGCUGCACACACGAAAGCGGCGACCAAGCUUCAGUGGUUAGAAUCGAAGAAUCUCCUUUUCGUCGGGUCUGUGCAAGGGGGUUCUUUCGGAUUCAGUGGAUACAUGAGGCUGUGGGACUUGCGGGCGGACAAAAUAGUUUGGGAUUGGAAGGAGCCUAAUUUCCAAAGAGCUUCACGAGGCUUCGAGCAGCAAGACGUGUUCGCAGACAUGGUCGUGGAUGAAGAGCUAGGAUCCAUUUUUAAGGUAGGCGUCCAGUCUGGUGCGCUCUACUUAGCGGAUCUGCGCAUCCUCGACACACAAAAUCCUUGGUUGGAGCUGGAGGAACUAAAUCAUUUCUCUGACAAAGCAGUCACUGGUGCGAACAAGAAGCUCAUCUCAUACAACAAGCAGGUUUGGUUAUCCCAAGGAGCGGAUGUUGAGGUCUGGUCUGAGGUGCCCUUGGCAGAGAGUUUUAGGCCGAAGGAAGAAAAAGAGUUUUCGGAGUCGUCGUUUCGUAGGAAUCGCCUCGAGCACCGUCGUCACCCUGGCCAGGAGAUUACUCAGAUGGUGGCCGGAGGAGGCCGACUUUUCAUUACGCGCAAAGAUUUUCAGGGGGUUGAGGUCUGGGAGAGUCAUUGAUAGCGAUUAGCACAUCUUUUUCGGCUUUGUUGCAUCGGUUCCUGCCUAUUCCAUGGUUGUCUGUUUUCAGGCUACCUCUCCAACAUCAUAAACCACCUAUCAAACAAGCACAGGUUCCAGUCUAUCUCCUUUCUUUCUUUUCAGUCAACUUCUUGCAGAAUUGUUCGACGGCAGGUCAAGAUCGAUGGCGAGUUGGAACCCCAAGAUGACGUGUUGGAAAGGCGACCAAGCUCGGCAAUUACUUGUAUAAGCCAUGAAUCUGGGCUUGUGGUUAUUGAAAUUUGUUUCCUGAUUGUGAUCACAAGUUCAUUAAGGUGCACAUUAUCGACGAGGACGGCAUGUACUGUAGCAGACUGUAGCAGAACUUAACUCUUAGCAGAUACAGGUUGUAUUCAAUUCUGUACCAUUUGUAACCAUGCCUCAAAAUUUUCCCACUUCCUGCAAUAUAUAUUACGUAGUAUGUUACUGCACGCA
This is a messenger RNA of Physcomitrium patens, 2505 nucleotides long. RefSeq names its product protein ENDOPLASMIC RETICULUM-ARRESTED PEN3. The record is from RefSeq and is a predicted model, not a curated record. Gene Ontology annotation, molecular function: protein binding. Gene Ontology annotation, biological process: protein homooligomerization. Lineage: Eukaryota; Viridiplantae; Streptophyta; Bryopsida; Funariales; Funariaceae.